Molecule: messenger RNA, 933 nt
Organism: Spodoptera frugiperda (fall armyworm)
Lineage: Eukaryota; Metazoa; Arthropoda; Insecta; Lepidoptera; Noctuidae
Exons: 5
Coding region: 128-649 (173 amino acids)
Source: RefSeq, a predicted model, not a curated record
GUCUAUCAUGUCAUGGCGGCCGUUUGACAAUUACCAUCAAAAUUAAAGUCGCAUAAUAAACAUGUCGUAUUUUUCAAAUCGUGAAGUAAUAUAGUUUUAAUCGUAAUGCCGUGAAUAAUUCGCAAUCAUGUGUGAGAUAUUCCCAGAAGUGAAAAACUGUUGUUCAUUUGCAUCCAUCCGAGUGGGAAUGCUUUUAAUAGCAAUCCUGUCUAUAUCGACAGGUGCGAUCACUCUCGGCGUGACAGAACAAUUGUCAAAUUUUGGCUAUGACAAGGUAGUAUCCGUAUAUGGUAAUGUCACAGACACACCGGCUCAAGCCCUCUCAGAGUUGACUGGUAUUGUAACAACGACAAUAAUUAUUAUGUCCGUGGUUUUUAUGUUAGCUGGUGUGUGCCUUCUAUUCGCCACUUUAGCAGACCAAGAAGGAUAUGCGCAAGCGUUUGUAUGGCUAAUCUUUUUAAAUAUCAUCCUUGGAUUACUUAUGAUAAUUGCGAUAACUUAUGAGUGUUUAAUGAGGACAACGUGCUAUCUCGAUUCUAUGGACUGGUUGUCGGGAGCUAUAACACUCAUCCUCGUAGUGUUCUAUCUAUUACUGUGGUACUACUACAUAAGCGUGGCAAACACUUACGUUCUAAAUGGAAACACAUAAUAUUGAAAGGUCCGAACUAACACCAACCUACUCUCUUAAGAUAUUUGAGUGAAAAUAUGCCUUAUGAUUAGAGUCUUUAGGAUCAUUUCUGUUUACCAAUCAAGUCCAUGGUUCUGGUUUGAAUUGCUUCAACAAGGGCAUCACAAUCACGAGGUUUUUCUUUCUUUAUUUUAUAUGGACUGUUGUAUACCAAUUAAGAUUAAUAUAUUUCUCUAUAUAUAUAGGUACCUAUAUUCAUACUCGUAGACUCUCAUUGGUUAAGCUAUAAUUGAAACUAGCAGCUU